Molecule: messenger RNA, 966 nt
Organism: Ostertagia ostertagi
Lineage: Eukaryota; Metazoa; Nematoda; Chromadorea; Rhabditida; Trichostrongylidae
Source: the annotation of a GenBank genome assembly
AUGAGGAACCCGGCUAAAACGUUCAGUUCAUGGCAUGCCGUUUAUGGACCGAUCUACACGGUCUGGCUACCACAUCCAAUGAUAGUCAUGGCAAGCCACGAAGUGCUUAAAGAGGCUCUCAUACGUCAGGGACCUGUCUUCGCGGGUCGCCCAUCCGGAUAUAUAUGGUCGAUGUUCACAAAAAACCAUGAACACGGUGAUGGCAUCAUUCUUUGCGAAGGUGAACGAUGGGAGCAAAUUCGCGAGUUUGCUCACAAAAUAUUCAGGAACUUCGGUCUUGGUCGGACACAAAUGGAGGAGAAAAUCGUUCACAAUAUCAAUUACAUGAUUGCACACAUCGAUGCAAAAUUGCAGGGAAAUAAGCAAGUCCCGCUCGACCUCGACGAACCCAUCUCUCUCUGCGUAGCUAACAUUAUUCAGGAGUUCGUAUUGGGCAAGUCUUAUGAGUUUGGUGAUCCACAAUUUCGCAAGUUCAAGAAUCUUAUCGAUGCUGUGUUAGCCGACGUGGCGUCGAAACCAGUUCAACUUGUGAACGCAUACCCGAUCCUUGCUUAUCUGCCAAUUCCAGCCCUCAGGCGAUACAAAGAGAAACGAUAUUUUCUUAAUGUGAUACGUGAGCAUAAAGAACGACUGCAGAUGGAUGGAGAACCACGUGACUUCAUGGAAGCAUAUCUAAGAGAAAUGGCGAUUCAACGGGAUAAUCCGCAUUUCAACGAUUUUACUCUGGCUCUGGCGUCCGGCGACCUGUGGACAGGUGGAAUGGAGACGACAGUGACCACCUUAAGAUGGGGCUUCGCUUAUCUACUCUAUCACCCAAGCGUUCAGAAGAAAUGUUACGACGAAAUCUAUCAGGUGUUUGGAAACGAGCAGCCAUGUUAUGCGCGCCGCAAGCAACUCCCUUAUGUGGAAGCAACUAUUACCGAACUGCAACGUAUCACAAAUGUUCUGCCAUGGGCUAUUCCUCAC